Messenger RNA from Dichomitus squalens LYAD-421 SS1, 1107 nucleotides. RefSeq names its product endo-beta-N-acetylglucosaminidase. Gene Ontology annotation, biological process: carbohydrate metabolic process. Gene Ontology annotation, molecular function: hydrolase activity, hydrolyzing O-glycosyl compounds. The transcript has a single exon. The record is from RefSeq and is a predicted model, not a curated record. The coding region runs from base 21 to 995 and encodes 324 amino acids. NCBI's taxonomy places the organism in Eukaryota, Fungi, Basidiomycota, Agaricomycetes, Polyporales, Polyporaceae.
CCCCCUUCCGCCCGCCCAUCAUGGUCUCUCUCGCGGUGGCGAACCGUGUCGUCAUGUACUACCAGACGCAAUACCAGAACGGGCAGUACGUCUCGGUGCUCCCGCUCAUCGGCUACGUCACACACCUUUUCCUCGCCGCGAUCCACCUCAACAUGGGCCACACCGGCCCUGACAUCGUUCACCUCAACAAUAACCAGCCCGCCGAUCCCUUCUUUGACCCCAUGUGGCCCGAGCUCGCCCAGCUCCAGGGUAACGGGACGAAGGUGAUCGGCAUGCUUGGUGGCGCGGCGGCGGGUACAUACGACUGUUUGGUGGACUCCCUCUUCGACACCUACUACCCUGCGCUGAAGGACGUGAUAACGACGUACAAGCUCGACGGUAUCGACCUGGACGUUGAGCAGUCGGUGUCGCUCGAAACCAUCACGCACCUCAUCCAGACGCUCAAGGCGGACUUCGGCGACGACUUCAUCAUCACCCUUGCGCCCGUUGCGUCCGCGCUCACCGAGGGCGGGAACCUAUCCGGGUUCGACUACAUCCAGCUCGAGCACAACAUUGGCGACCUCAUCUCCUGGUACAACGCGCAGUUCUACUCCGGGUUCGGCACGUUCUUCCCUGACGAUCAGUACAUCGACAUCGUCAACUACGACCAGGGAAUCGACCCGCCGCGCCUGACUGCGCUCGUACUCACGAACCCGUCCAACGGCGGCGGCUAUGUCAGCCCCGACAACGUCGUUACGAGCAUCCAUGAGCUGAUGGACCAGUACGGGACGGACUGGGGAGGGGUUGGAGGAUGGGAGUACUUCAACUCGCUGCCGGAUAGCAGCCAGCCGUGGGAGUGGCCGAUUAUGAUGAAGAACGCGAUGGAGGAGCAGAAGACGAAGAUGGAAGCCGACGCGCGGGCGAAGGAGCUUGCAGCGCGGAGGGAGGCGGAGGCUCAACCCGGGGCAUGGUCGAGACUGUUCAGCAGGCUCUCGUCGAGCGCGAGACAUGCGUGAUUGGGAUGGGGCGUCGGGUUGAAUGUUCGGAAGUACUUUCUCGGAUUACGACAUGGGCUGACUUCGGGAUCAACUGGGAUCAUGUGUACCAUAGCACUACGAAUCUGACGAC